Molecule: messenger RNA, 429 nt
Organism: Eimeria mitis
Lineage: Eukaryota; Apicomplexa; Conoidasida; Eucoccidiorida; Eimeriidae
Exons: 3
Coding region: 1-429 (142 amino acids)
Source: RefSeq, a predicted model, not a curated record
AUGCUACACACAAACAGCAGCAAACUGCAGCAGCAGCAGCAGCAGCAGCAGCAGCAGCAGCAGCAGCAGCAACAGCAACAGCAGCAGCAGCAGCGAAGAAAAAACGAUAAAAAACGAGCAGAAACGCAUCGUCUGGCACAUAUCAACGAGCAGCAGCAGCAGCAGCAGCAGCAGCAGCAACAAGAGAAACAACAGAAGCAACAAAAGCAGCAGCAGCAACGAAAACAACAACAACAGCAGCAACAGCAGCAGCAGCAGCAGCAACAGCAACACCAACAGCAACAGCAACAACAACAACAACAAAAGCAGCAGCAGCCGCAGCAGCAGCAACAACAACAACACCGACAGCAACACCAACAGCAACAGCAACAACAACAAGAACAACAACAACAGCAGCAGCAGCAGCAGCAGCAGCAGCAGCAGCAGUAG